Messenger RNA from Lachancea sp. 'fantastica', 3156 nucleotides. The record is from the annotation of a GenBank genome assembly. NCBI's taxonomy places the organism in Eukaryota, Fungi, Ascomycota, Saccharomycetes, Saccharomycetales, Saccharomycetaceae.
AUGGCCAAGAAAGCGAUCGACUCCAGAAUCCCAUCUCUCAUCAGGAAUGGUGCUCAGACGAAGCAAAGAAGUUUCUUUGUGAUUGUUGGCGACCGGGCUCGUAACCAGCUGCCUAAUUUGCAUUAUUUGAUGAUGAGUGCAGACUUGAAGAUGAACAAGUCAGUGCUUUGGGCAUACAAAAAGAAGCUGCUGGGCUUCACUUCCCAUCGCAAGAAGAGGGAGACCAAGAUCAAAAAAGAAAUCAAGAGAGGCACCCGUGAGGUCAACGAACAGGACCCUUUUGAAACUUUCAUUUCAAACCAAAAUAUCAGGUACGUCUACUACAAGGAAACCGAAAACAUUUUGGGUAACACGUACGGAAUGUGCAUACUACAAGAUUUCGAGGCUUUGACGCCGAAUUUGCUGGCCAGGACUGUGGAAACUGUUGAAGGUGGUGGUAUUGUCGUGAUCCUAUUGAAAUCCAUGUCGUCUUUGAAGCAACUGUAUACCAUGUCCAUGGAUGUCCACUCCAGGUACCGCACAGAGGCCCAUAACGACGUAGUGGCACGUUUUAAUGAGAGAUUCAUCCUUUCUUUGGGAUCGAAUGAAAACUGUCUGGUCGUAGAUGACGAACUCAACGUCCUUCCGAUCUCUGGCGGUAAGAAUGUGCAACCGCUUCCUCCAAAAGACGAUCAAGAAAUAUCGCCCCGAGAGCAAGAAUUGAAAGACUUGAAAGAAUCGUUGGAAGAUGUACAACCUGCUGGUUCUCUUGUCGGACUAUCCAAGACUGUGAACCAGGCGCAAGCCAUUCUCAACUUUAUAGAUGCGAUCUCAGAGAAGAAACUCAACUCUACCGUGGCUUUGACAGCCGGAAGAGGAAGAGGUAAAUCUGCUGCCCUCGGUAUCGCAAUUUCUGCCGCCGUAUCUCAUGGUUACUCUAACAUUUUCGUGACAUCUCCAUCGCCGGAGAAUUUGAAAACUCUCUUCGAAUUCAUUUUCAAAGGAUUUGACGCUUUGGGGUAUCAAGAACAUUUGGACUAUGAUAUCAUCCAGUCCACAAAUCCUAGCUUCAACAAAGCAAUCGUCAGAGUAGACAUCAAAAGGGGCCACCGCCAAACUAUCCAGUACAUUGUGCCCAAUGACAGUCAUGUAUUGGGCCAAGCAGAGCUUGUGGUUAUAGAUGAGGCAGCUGCCAUUCCUUUGCCGGUUGUGAAAAACCUUUUGGGUCCGUAUCUAGUAUUCAUGGCAUCCACAAUCAAUGGUUACGAAGGUACCGGAAGGUCUCUUUCGCUAAAGUUGAUCCAGCAGCUUAGAGACCAAUCUAACUCCUCUGGUAGGGAGUCAUCAGAAACUAUGGUUGUUUCUCGUGAUAGUAGAAAAGCUGAGCAACAUGUGUCGGGUCGCACAUUAAGAGAAGUUAUCCUGGAUGAACCAAUCAGAUAUUCCCCAGGAGAUCCAAUGGAAAAAUGGCUAAACAAGCUUCUCUGUCUGGAUGUAACAUUGAUCAAAAACCCUCGCUUUGCUGCCAGAGGUACCCCGCACCCUUCAGAGUGCAACCUUUUCUUGGUGAACAGAGAUACUCUUUUCUCAUACCAUCCAGUCUCGGAGUCUUUCUUGGAAAAAAUGAUGGCUCUGUACGUGGCCUCCCAUUACAAAAACUCUCCUAAUGAUUUACAACUGAUGAGUGACGCUCCUGCACAUCAGCUCUUUGUUUUGCUUCCUCCGAUAAAUCCUAAGGAUGGUAUAAGAAUCCCAGAUCCGUUGGUGGUUGUUCAAGUCGCAUUGGAAGGUGAGAUCUCAAAGGAGAGCGUCAGAAGCUCACUAUCGCGUGGUCAAAGAGCUGGCGGUGACUUGAUUCCAUGGCUGAUAUCUCAGCAGUUUCAGGACGAUGAAUUUCCAGGUCUCAGUGGUGCUCGUGUGGUUCGUGUGGCAACUAACCCUGAGUAUGCAUCCAUGGGGUAUGGGUCGCGAGCCAUUGAGUUACUGAGAGACUAUUACGAAGGUAAGUUCACAGAUUUGAGUGAAAACUCAACCCCGAAGGUACAUGAGAUCAAGAGAAUCGAUGAUAGAGAUCUCGCCAAGACCAAUCUGCUGAAAGACGAUGUGAAGUUAAGGGAUGCCAAGUCACUUCCACCAUUGCUUUUGAAACUUUCAGAGCAAGCACCACAAUACCUACAUUACUUAGGUGUUUCCUAUGGGCUGACAAGUCCGCUGCAUAAAUUCUGGAAAAGAAACAAUUUCAUUCCAGUGUAUUUGCGCCAAACGGCCAAUGAUCUCACUGGUGAGCACACUUGCGUGAUGCUUAAUGUGUUAGAUGGGAGGGAAUCUCACUGGCUAACGGAAUAUGCAAAGGAUUUCCGCAAAAGGUUCUUGUCCCUUUUGGCUUACGAUUUCAGUAAGUUUACCGCUGUUCAAGCGCUGAACGUCAUUGAGAGCACCAAGAAGGCACAAGAGUUGAACGUUGAAACAAAACCAGAGACUGCCUUGACCAGGGAAUAUCUUGACUCGAUACUUUCACCUUUCGAUAUCAAGAGACUCGACAGCUACGCCAACAACUUGCUGGACUACCACGUUAUUGUGGACAUGCUGCCAAUGUUGGCUGCUCUUUACUUCAGUGGCAAAAGUGGCCAAGGCGUGAACUUGUCGAGUGUUCAGGGCGCUAUUCUGCUUGCUGUUGGUUUACAACACAAGAGCCUGGAUGAUAUUUCCAAAGAGCUGAAUUUGCCUUUCAACCAAACUGUUGCCAUGUUUGCGAAGAUCAUUCGUAAGUUUUCGGUCUAUUUCCGGGAGGUUUUGAGCGCUUCGAUCGAGCAGACUUUGCCGGAAUUGAAAGACGCAGAAGUUGAAGAAAUGGAUGGUAACGAAGUCCAGGCUUUGGAUGCUGCCGCAGCUCUCGACAAGAUGGACGACGAGCUUGAAGAAGCGGGAACCCGUGCCAAUGCACAACUUCGUGACAAGCAGCGUGAACUUAUCAACAAUUUGAACUUGGAUAAAUACGCUAUCGACGACAACACAGAGGAAUGGGCCGAUUCCAAAAAAGAUUUAGACCGUGCUGCCAAAUCCAACGGCACUGCUGCUGUCAAAUCUAACAAGAAAAGAAAGACGGAAAGCUCCCAAGAAAUCUACAACCAGGAGAUGAAGGCCUUGAACAAAGCCAAAAAGAAGUCCAAGAAAUAA